Messenger RNA from Funneliformis geosporum, 936 nucleotides. The record is from the annotation of a GenBank genome assembly. NCBI's taxonomy places the organism in Eukaryota, Fungi, Glomeromycota, Glomeromycetes, Glomerales, Glomeraceae.
AUGGUAGUUAGAGUAUUAGAUGAUUAUUAUUUAGCAAUAACAGCAAUAAUAACAGUUGGAUAUCAACUAAUCUUUUUUACUAUCGCUUAUACAUUUCAAAUUGAUUCAGUGACCGAUUUUGGAGGCGGUAGUAACGUUGCUUUAUUGGCGAUAUUAUCAUUUGUUCUUGGUCAGACAUGGUAUGUCCGACAAAUAAUCGCUACGACAUUCGCUGUUUUAUGGGGUGUGAGAUUAGGAUUAUUUUGUUUAUAUCGAAUGUUGAAAUCAGGAAAGGAUUCAAGAUUUGAAAAUAUUCGAUCUAAAUUUGCAUCAUUGCUUUUCUUCUUUGUGUUACAAAUGAUAUGGGUUUGGAUAAUUAGUUUACCUGUCAUAUUUUUAAAUUCUCCAAGAAUAAGUAAUGAUGAAUAUGGUGGUAAGGAUGUUAAAUUUGGUAGCGCAACCGAUGUUAUUGGUGUGAUAGUAUUUACCAUCGGUAUAUUAUUUGAAUCUAUUGCUGAUCUUCAAAAGGGCUUUGGUCAUGGAGUAGGCAUCCAAAUUAUUUCGGUGAAAUCUGUGACUGGAAUAUUUUUAUUAUGUCUACAACCUACUAUUGCUGGAGUAGGUACAAAUGCUGCAUAUGCUUCAAUAAGCUCUCCCGCAUUCACAAUCUUUUUGCUCAUGUUUUUAAGUGGGAUGCCAUUAAACGAACGUCCUGCACAUGAAAAACAAUGGAAGCAAGGAAACUGGACUGAUUACUCCAAAUAUCUUGAGCGUACUUCUGCAUUAAUACCAUUUCCACCAAAUCUUUAUGAACCAUUACCACAAAUGAUUAAAAGUACGUUAUUUUUGGAAUUUCCUCUGUAUAGAUUUAUACCUGAAUUAGAAAAUGGUGAUCAAAGUGGUUUAACUAGAGAUGGUGAAAGCAGUGGUAAUGUUGCCGGAAAUGAUCAACAAUAA